This is a messenger RNA of Heterocephalus glaber (naked mole-rat), 5094 nucleotides long. RefSeq names its product tubulin polymerization promoting protein (gene Tppp). Gene Ontology annotation, biological process: positive regulation of protein polymerization; microtubule polymerization; microtubule bundle formation. The record is from RefSeq and is a predicted model, not a curated record. Gene Ontology annotation, cellular component: microtubule. Gene Ontology annotation, molecular function: tubulin binding. NCBI's taxonomy places the organism in Eukaryota, Metazoa, Chordata, Mammalia, Rodentia, Bathyergidae.
ACCGCGACGCCUGAGCCACCCGUCGGGAGCGCGCUGUCCGCGCCUCGAGCGGUCCAGUCGCCUGACCCGGAGGCCCGCGAGGCCGGAGCAUCAUGGCCGACGGCAAGGCCAAGCCUGCCAAAGCCACCAGCAGGACACUCCCCAAGUCCCCAGGGGACCCUGCCAGAGACAAGGCAGCCAAGGGGCUGUCACAGGAGUCGGAGGCUGCCAACGAGGGGGCGGCUGCAGCCCCAGCACUCAGCGCCUUGGAGGAGGCCUUCCGGCGUUUUGCGGUGCACGGGGACACACGUGCCACAGGGCGGGAGAUGCAUGGCAAGAACUGGUCCAAGCUGUGCCGGGACUGCCAUGUGAUCGACGGGAAGAGCGUGACGGUCACCGACGUGGACAUCGUCUUCAGCAAGACCAAGGGGAAGUCCUGCCGCACCAUCACCUUUGAGCAGUUCCAGGAGGCGCUCGAGGAGCUGGCUACAAAGCGCUUCAAGGACAAGAGCAAAGAGGACGCUGUGCGCGAGGUGCACCAGCUCAUCGAGGGCCGGUCACCAGUCAUCUCGGGGGUCACGAAAGCCGUGUCCUCACCCACCGUGUCGAGGCUCACAGACACAACCAAGUUCACUGGCUCCCACAAGGAGCGCUUUGACCCAUCUGGCAAGGGCAAGGGCAAGGCCGGCCGCGUGGACCUGGUGGAUGAGUCGGGCUACGUGCCCGGCUACAAGCACGCAGGCACCUACAACCAGAAGGUGCAGGGGGCCAAGUAGCCCUGCACCGCUGCCGUGGACACUGCAGGUGCCAGCUGGGGACUCAGACCUGUCACACUUCAUUACAUUCCUGUGCUCACCAGGCAGAACUCAGAGGGAGCGGAGGCCAGGCGACUGCCGGGGGGGCCACCCUGCACUUCUCUGACCUGACCCUUCCCGAUCCACCUGCAGUUUCCAAACUGUUUCCCAGGAUCUUGCCUCACUGGCCACCUGGCUUGCAGGUGAAAGGGGUUGUGGGAGCUGGCCAGUGUGGGACGAGUGGGCAGGCCCUCCCAGAGGCCGUGCUGACCCCAGCAGGCAGACACUGUCCAGGAGCCUCCAGGGCAGCAGGAGCCGAUUAACGGACAGCGCAGAUCAGACUGAGCCCACAGGAUGUGGGUGUGUCUGCGCCUGGCCCAGCCUGCACUGACGGACGCCACAGGGCCCUCUGUGCUUCCUGAGCAGAGGGUUCAGCCGGGUCUCCUGGCACCCGUGAGCAGCAACCAUGCAGGUAUACAGUGGUGUGUGCUCUCACACACACAUACAUGUGCCCGGGGACCAGGUCCGUGCCAAGGGACAAGGGGAGGCUCCUUGGUUGACCAGGACAGUUUUCUGUUUGCUUUUCUAAGGGACAAGAAACGGUGCCCACAUGCCUGUUCUCACGUUUGUCAGGGAGAUUCACUGUCUCGCUGCUGUGACCUGCCUGCUUGUCCCCAUCUCCCCAGGUGGGGAGACACAGUGCUGAAUCACUCGUGCAGGGGGCAGAGCUGCACCUGUCACAGCCUGCCCUGCCUACUGAACUCCUUGGCCUCCCUCAGCCCCUGCCUGUGCCCUCUGGAAGUCAGUGUCCCUGGCCUGUUUCACACCACCUACAGGGUAGCACGCCAGGCUGCAGGACCGGCCCAGUGAGGACGCCUGUGCCCACUCACCUUCCCGUACAGAGCAAGGGCAGCUCGAGCAGCCUGCCUCCACUGCUGCACCUGCACGAUGGCCAGCUGGUCCUCGCUCCUAAGGAGGACGUGGUGCGGGCCACCCGGUGACAGCAGCCAUGGCCUGUGGGGCUCUUGGCCCGUGGGGCUGUGGCCUUGGAGAAGGCCCACAUGGCCUCAGAAAUGCCUCACAGGAGUUGGUCCACCCUCAGCUGGUCUCACUCCACCCCGGCCGAUGGCUGCUCAAGGUAGGCACCAUCUUCCUGGUCACGGGGCUGUCCCACAGCACAGGCAGCAGCAGGCCCUUCCUCACUGCCACAGCAUGCGACACGCCUUCUGGCCCGAAUGCGCUUGGUCACAAGUGCAGCUCCACAGAAGUCUGCCCAUCAGCCCACUGAGGGAAGCAGGGUCCUAGGGCACAGGCCCCUCCAGAAAGGGCCUAUCCGGAAAGCGGAUGGCCCUGCACAGGCAGGCAGCCUCCCUGGGAGCCUGGGAGUUCACGGUGCCUGACACAGAAGACCAAGGAGUCGUGGCUCUCAGGCAGGUGCCAGCUUUCUGGGCUGGGGAGAGACAGGUGGGGCACAGACCCAACCCAGGCUGUAUGCCUUGCUGACCCAGGCUGGGCUUCCGUGUGGAAGCUGCAGGCAAAAAUGAUGCAUGGGAAACAUCUGAAAUAGCUCUGAAGGUGCAGUGUUUAAUCUCAUCACAACCCCCCCAAACCCCUGGGUUCAAACGCCAGUGACUUCAUUAGUGGCCGCGAACAGGGCCCCAGUGCACUCUACCCCACACCCCGAUGGCGCCUGCCCUCUCUGGCACCAUGGUCCUCACAAGGCCCACUGUGGCCAGCGUCUCAGUCUGAGGCUUCAGUUCUCCUUUUCUUCUGCCUGUCCACCCUCCAGUUCCCUCCAACACAGCCGAGUCAUACAGGCCUGACAUGAAUCCUAGGGUCAGGGCAGUGUUGGCAGCCCCAUGCUUUGCACCAGGUGUGGAUGCACCCCUAGAAGCCUCUCUCCUGCUCGGUGGGUUGUCAAGGAUCUCCACAUGAGGACCCAGACCACAUCAAGGGCUGCUGUCCUGGCAGCACAGUAGAAAGUCAGAUCUAAGCAAAAAGAACACAUGUGCCCAUCCUGAGGGCACCCACCACCCUCAUGGGGAGGAGGUCCUACUAGCCUGGUCACCUAAUGCACUCAUAAAGCUGAGUGGCCAGUCCACAGGUCCUGGGCCCAUCUCAGACCCCUGAGGUGAGCUCCUUGACAAGAAAGGACUCUUCACUUCUAGAGAAUUUCCAGAAUUUAUUCCUGCUGACUGUGACAGACAGACCUCUUGGUUUUAUGAUGAAAAUCAAGUUACUCUGCCUUGGUGGUCCUCCCAUCCCAGCCCAGAGCCCAAGUGCCCUUGGGCUCCUGGAAGGAAAGCCCCUAGCCCAGGCUCUCCCGCCACAUGACCCUCGGGUGGCAUCAGGUGCAUGUGUCAGUCUCCCUAUGUCCCGUCCCUGUCCCCAGUAGCUCCCAAGGUUUCCUCAGACACAUGCAUAGGUGAGGACAGCAUCCUUCUCCAGUCAGUUUCAAAGUGUAGCUCUGAAAACACACACUCCAUCUCCAUCACUUAGCAAGGAAGUGGUAGUAAAAAUUAAAUUGUGAAGACUUAGUGGUCACCAUACUGUCAGUUUAAAUAGUAGGACUCAUCAUGGCAUCUCUGUGUAUCUGCUGAACAGAACAUCUGCAUGGACUCCCAACUCCACUACACAAACAGACACAUGCAUCUUCCUCAGUCCGUGACUAUUACCAACACACAGGCAGGGUGUGUGUUGCAUGUUUAUGUCAUACCAGUCAGCUUCUAACAUGGUUCAAGAGUUAAAUGCCUGUAAGAGAAACCACACAGCAUGCAAUCUGACACAGGAACAUGUUCCAUCAGGAGGUGACACCUCAGAGCAGGGACCCGUUCCGUCAGGGAGAACAUUCAAGAGACGGACGGUUCUUUCAGGUGACACUCAGGAGACAGGGAUAGGUUCUGUCAGGAGGUGACACUUCAGAGCAGGGACAGACUCUGUGGAGACAACACCCAGGAGUCAGGGACAGAUUAUAGGGGUUGAGGGAACAAUGUAGAUGGUGUCUAAACAUCAAAGGAGGAGGAGGUUGGAAAGUACUGGAGAAUAUGAUCCUAGCAGAAUAUUUAUUAAUGCUAUAGUAUAAGCAACUAGUUAGUGGUCAAUAACUAUGAAAAUCAAAGCUCAAAUUACAUGUUUAAGAUACACCAAAAAUUUAUAUUUAUACUGGAGUAUUUUUACGCCUUUUAAUAUCCUUAGUCUUCUGUUUGGGGCAGGUGAGUCACACAGAUACAGGUGAGUCUGGAAAGGCACGUGUAAUGGUUCCACUUGUGUUUCCUGCCCCCUACCCCUUCCUGUCUGCUGCCUAGCCCUGAGUCCCAAUGGCUGAUGGGUCAGGGUGGGCAUGGGCAGCUCACUCCUCCCACCCUCAGUGGUCCUGGGCUGCUAGAGCUGCUGACUGUUUUUACGAAUAAAGUUUUACUGGCACAUGGCCACAGCCGUGUGUUUAUGAUUGUCCAUGGCUGCUUUGGCACCGCGACUGGAACAGGGAGGGGCUGAGACAGAUGUCAUGGCCCAGACACUGACAGUGUUUACCAUCUGCCCCUUUAUAGGGAAAAUGUGCCUGCCUCUCUGGCUCACUUCCUCCCACAGAAUCCUAUAAGAGCAGGCUGCUCCCCGGUUCUGCAGCACACACCACGUGGGAACGCCUUGUCAUCUGUUCAAUACAAGGGUGACAAUUUAGCUGUACUGUGAAGUUAUUAUUAGGCUACACUGUCUUUCAAACACUGAACCACAACUACUUUCUUCCUCUUACUACUGAGCACUCUGAACUCCAGUGGUUCAGGGUUGUGGCCUUGUUCAGAGGCAUGUGACAGGGAGUCAUGACAGGCAUUUUGAGAUGCUUAAGUUAACUCACUCACUCUUGUUUAGACCUCUUAAAAACUAAACCAAGCCAAACAAUAAAGGAAACUUGCACAACUUAAACUUGAAAGGGAUAAUAUACUACUAGUUUGUACUAAGUUUUUUUCAAGAAAGGGAAACAAAUUUAUAUAUAUAUAUGCAAUAUAUUUUUACACUAUUUUAUUAAUGUUAGGGAGUACUGAGCACAUCACUUUAGCGGUGUGUUGGGUAAUGUUGAUGUAUUGGGUGUUCUGACUCAGAAAAGGCACUUCUGCAGAUGUCUAAGCCACACUUACCAGGAAUGUCUAUGGGGUCUGAUGGUCCCACUGUCCCUCCCGUAGAGCACAAAGCAUUGUGUCACCUGUUGGACUUGCUGUCACGGCCUGGCUUGUAAACCAUUAGUGAAACAGCUCUGUCUGUGUGCUUGCUGUUAACAUUGUGUGUCAAAUUGGUAAAGUGAUGAAUAAAGAUGUUAAAACAUGGA